Haemonchus placei is the source of this 468-nucleotide messenger RNA. NCBI's taxonomy places the organism in Eukaryota, Metazoa, Nematoda, Chromadorea, Rhabditida, Trichostrongylidae. The record is from the annotation of a GenBank genome assembly.
AUGGCUUAUUCUGCCUUUUUGGAUUCGUCAUCCAUAAAUAACGAUGUUCGUUAUGGCGAAUUAUUCUCAUUAUUUGAUAAUGCGCAGGAAUAUUUCACGGUAUCUCAUGAAGAAACGUUUGACAAACUUCUUUCGAAAGUUAAUCAACUGCCGGUGAAGACUGGGAGAACAAAAAUAUGUUGCGAGCAGCUUAAACGACGAAAUUCGGCAAAGCUUAAUUCGGUGUAUGAACAAUUGGAGCACGUCUACUCCACUAGAGAGCAAUUGAAGUCGCAACAGGAGGACCUACGAAAAACAAAAGUCAAACAGGAACGUGAAUUGGAGGAAUACCGAACCCAGCGUGAAGAAAGCCAGAAGAAGAUCGAAAAGAGAGCCGAACGAGCCGAAUGCAUGCGUAUUUCUGUCAAAAUGGAAGCAGCCUCAGCUUUGGGUUUUAUUGGGUAUAGUCUUUUUGCUCUAGAAGAGUAA